AUGGUGGCGGAGCCGGGGGCGCUGCUGCAGACCGCCAUGCGGCAGCUCGAGCAGGAGCCUGUCUCUGGGAGGCCUGUGAGCAGCCCGGAGCUGCCCCCGCUCAGCCCUGGGGUGUCCUGGGCGCCCGGGGAAGCCACCGGGGACCUGACUCGGCUGGGAGCAUGGGGCUGGGCAUGGCCAGGCCCCCGGAGCGAGCAGGCCCCUGAACCCGUCAGCAGCCGCCGCAGCACCUUUGAAGCCCGCGGCAAAAACAAUCACUUGCCAGGUAGCCCGUCCCCAGAGGACACGGUCAGGCGCCGGGGCGUGGGCAGCCUGGCAGGGUCUGUCCGCCCGGGCCGGCGCGGCCCUCGCAGCCCCUAUCUGCUGGGCCGUCACCGGGAGAUGGAUGUGGCGCUGGCUGUCCUGGCCGCGGCCUGCCGGGAGGCUUCGGGAUGGCCGCGGGGCAGCGCCGCACUCGGCCGCGGGGGCAGGCGCCGGGCCCUGUCUGUGCCGCGAGCCCCUCCUUCGGAUUCCAGGUCGGGAAAUUUCUCAUCUCCCCUGAACUCUCGACCCCGCCCACGUCCGCCCUCCCUGCUCACUGCCCGCGGCUCCGUCAAGGCCAAGGGCGCCUGCCGCCCCCCUCGGCUCCCCGGGGCCGCCGCCGCGCCCACUGUGGCCGCCCGGGGCCUGCGCAGAGCGUGGCCUCGUGUGCCUACCGGGGUCGGGCGGACACCGGCCCCCAGGGCAGAGCUGACCCCAGACACCCCUCGCCUGGUGCCAGGCCCGCCUCCACCUUUAGCCGACUCAGCCACCAGCGUGCCGCUGCCCCACGUGACUGUGCUUCUGGCUGGGGUUCUACGCUGUGCUCCGUGGCCGGGGGUGGGGGCUCCCCAGAACCCAGCCCAGCGCAGCCUGUGGCCGACCGCACCCCGCGUGGCUAAGCGCCGAGGACGCCGCGACCGCAUCUGCCCAGGACCCACGGCCGUCUUGGCGCUCCGGGGCGUCGGGCUCUGCGGGGAGGAGCGGACCCCGCAGCGACUCCUCUGCAAGGCCCUCCAGGGGCACGCGGGCGGGGAGGACAACCCUGAACAGAGCCAGGCUCGGGCCUGCAGGGGGCCCUCGCUUCACGUGGGCCCCACCCAGCGGCCGCCGGCCACCCCUGGACGUGCGGGCGCCUCCCCGCGGCGCCAUCAAGGUGGCCGGCAGAGGCCGCGCCGGGCUCGGAAGGCCGCACGGGCCCCAGCCUGGGCGCGCCGCCGCCCGCGGACGCUGUUCCUGCUGCAGCCGCGGCACCGGGCCAAGCCGCAGGAGUUUCUCCACGGCCGCGCUCUGCGUGGGGUCCUCGGCCCUGACCCCGCGGCCGGUUACCCGUGGGCGGACGCGCGGACCCCAGAGGCUCUGGAGGUGUCCCCAAGAGGCUCCCUGCCCGUCAGUGCCCGUCCCGGCGUCAGCCCUGGCCGCUGCCCACCUGAGCCUGGGUCGGCUGGACGAAGGCCCAGGCGCGAGACCCCAGAGGUGGGGGCUCCUGGGGACGCGGACUCCUCAGCCCCAUGGCGCCCCUGCAAGUGGAUCAACGAGUGCGCACCCUCAAAACGACUUGGCUUGUCUUCCAGCCCGGCCGUGGGCAGGGAACACUCUAAGACCCUGGGUGGUCCCUGGGACGCCUCGGGGAAGGCGCUCAGCUCCGUGUCUGCGGCCGCCGGCGCCAAGGCCGGCAGGAGGCGAGCGCGAGCUGCCCUGUCCCUGGCUCUCUCAGCGCCCCGCGCCGCAGGUCGAGGGCGUGGGGCUGGCUCGGCGCCCUGGACUGGCCUGCAGGGCGGAGCGGGUCUGGGCGCUGAUGCUGAGGCCUCGCGAUGGGCUGUCUGGUUUGGUGUCAGUGGCGGAGCCCAAGGGACAGUCCCGAUCGGGGGCCGGGGCGGGGAACCGGACCACGCGACUGGCCUCCAGGACCCGGGCCGGGGCUGGACGAUGCGUCAGCGCAGCCGGGAACGGCCAAGCCUUGCUGACGUGACAGGCAGCCCAGAGCCCCAGCCUUUGCUAAACCGGGGCUCCACCUUGCCGCCCGGCGUGUCCACGGGGGUCAGCGGGGCCUGCCCGCGGAAGCCCCUCCGGCUGCUGGUCUUCACCACCCUGCCCGGGGCCGGAGCACCAGCCCCCAGCUUCUCACCGGCCAUGACUCACGGCCUGAACAGUCCCGGGGGCGGGCGGCGCGAUCCUCCCAACAGCGACGGGAGAGGCCGAGAUGGAGGCCACCACGUGGGCAUGACCACCCCGCGGGGCCGGGUCUCUGCCGACAGAGGGAACUGGCUCAACGGCCUGGUUAGCAUCCGGACACGCCAGGCCUCCCAGUGCCGGGAUGUGAUGGGCACCGUGCCGCGCUCUGCCAGGGGCAGUGGCCUGGCCCGUGCCCCCACCCUCUCCGCCGUCCCUGAAACGCCGCCACGCCUCAAGCCACCUGACAGAUGCCGGCUCGGACAGUGCGAGCCGCGGACCCGCAGCGCCGAGAACGCACAGGACGCGGCAGGGGACGAGACGCCAGCACCGGAGACAGCCACACGGGCCGCGGAAGGAGGCCGCCUGGCCAUCCCGAGGGACCCUGCGGCUGGCCCUCCACCGCCACAACCCAGGGGUGACACCGUCUGUCUGCAGGGGGACGGCCUGGGCGGGGCAGCGACCGCCGUGUGGCCCUGCCGUCCCCCUCAUCGCCGGGCCUCGCGGGGGGAGGGCCGCCCUGAACCCCGCGCCGGGAUCCCCGUGUGGCUGCCCUGCCCCGGGCCUGCCAACGCCCGCGCCCGGGGCUGGCUUCCGCGUGCCCUUGAGCUUCCCGGCCCAUCUGUCGAGUCACCGCCUAAGGCUACGGUCGCCGUCUAUUCUGACAGAGCGUCUGUCCUCCGCUCGUACAGCCGCCACCACCGCCACCGCCAGAACUUCCGCAAGAUCCUGGACUGA
Molecule: messenger RNA, 2928 nt
Organism: Talpa occidentalis (Iberian mole)
Lineage: Eukaryota; Metazoa; Chordata; Mammalia; Eulipotyphla; Talpidae
Product: collagen alpha-1(I) chain-like
Exons: 14
Coding region: 1-2928 (975 amino acids)
Source: RefSeq, a predicted model, not a curated record